Messenger RNA from Arachis stenosperma, 1888 nucleotides. Its product is annotated as serine/threonine-protein kinase AtPK2/AtPK19-like. Lineage: Eukaryota; Viridiplantae; Streptophyta; Magnoliopsida; Fabales; Fabaceae. The record is from RefSeq and is a predicted model, not a curated record. Gene Ontology annotation, molecular function: ATP binding; protein serine/threonine kinase activity. Bases 323 to 1750 code for a protein of 475 amino acids. Gene Ontology annotation, biological process: protein phosphorylation. The transcript is spliced from 7 exons.
CUUUUUAAUAUUUAUUUCUAAUUAAAAAAAACCGCCAAUUUUAUAUCUUCGUUUAUUAACGGUUUUCUGCCAUUGCAGCUUCCAUUCUCCUCAAUCUAUCACAGAAAACCUAAUCUUCAUGAAUUUGGGAAAUUUUGCUGCAUCUGCUGUUUCCUGUGAACCGGGAAGCAACAACAAUUUCUUUUUCUGGAUUUUGGUUUGCUUGCUACCAAGUUCUCUAGGAGCUCCUAAAUUAUAUGUUCAUUAUUUUUCCAAUUUUUAACUUCAGCUGUUGGAAUCUCAUCUUGUUCUUGCAUUUGUGAUCUUCAAUUGUUGAUAAGCCAUGGUUUUCGCUCGACACAAGCCAUUCGUGAACCAUUUGGAAUUGAAACUACCAAAUGGACCACCUGAUCUAUUUACUUGUGAAUCUGAUUAUGUGGAUUCAUUUUCUGAUGUGUUUGGUCCUGCUCCCAUUGAAGCUUCAAUUGGGAAUUUGGUAGUUGCAACAAGUUCAAGUGGAAAGGUUUGCAAUGAUUAUCCUUCUGUCAUUCAUAUCCGCUCACAUUCAUUACAUUCAAGUGGAGCAUAUAUUGAUCCAUCCUCAGUGCGUAGCAAACUCACUUUACACGAGACAGGUGAUGAGUUGGAACUUCUUGCAGAGAAGGAGUAUAGAGAAGCAAAGGAAGAACUUGAAGAGUAUUCAGUUAAUGAUGAUGCUGUAAAGGAAAAUAAUUUAGAAUCUAAUGAUUGUUGCAUGAAUUAUCAGAGUAUUGGAGUUGAGGAUUUUGAAGUUUUGAAGGUCGUUGGUCAAGGUGCUUUUGGUAAGGUGUACCAAGUAAGGAGGACUGGUACUUCGGAAAUAUAUGCGAUGAAGGUGAUGCGCAAGGAUAAGAUUGUACAAAAAAAUCAUGCAGAAUAUAUAAAAUCUGAAAGAGAUAUAUUGACAAAGGUGGUACACCCUUUUAUUGUGCGGCUCAGAUACGCAUUCCAAACAAAAUAUAGGCUAUACUUGGUGCUUGAUUUUGUCAAUGGUGGUCAUGUUUUCUUUCAUCUCUAUUGCCAAGGCCUAUUCAGGGAGGAUUUGGCACGCUUCUAUGCUGGAGAGAUUGUUUGUGCUGUUUCUCAUCUUCAUGCAAAUGGUAUAAUGCACAGGGAUCUUAAACCUGAAAAUAUUCUUCUCGAUGCAGAUGGUCAUCUAGUGUUAACGGAUUUUGGCCUGGCUAAGGAAUUCACGGAGCUCGCAAGGUCAAAUUCUAUGUGCGGAACUUUAGAGUACAUAGCUCCUGAAAUCUUUAUAGGGAAGGGUCAUGAUAAGGCAGCAGAUUGGUGGAGUGUGGGGAUUUUGCUAUUUGAAAUGCUUACAGGGAAACCUCCUUUUACGGGUGGAAAUAGACAGAAGAUUCAGCAGAAGAUAAUAAAAGACAAACUGAAGCUCCCGGCUUUCUUGUCAAGCGAAGCACAUUCACUGCUAAAAGGGCUUUUGCAGAAAGAUGCCAGGAAGCGCCUCGGCAGCGGGGCAAGAGGCAGCGAGGAGAUAAAAAGCCACAAAUGGUUUAAAUCAGUCAACUGGAAGAAGCUGGAAGCUCGAGAAAUAAGACCGAGUUUUGUACCCGAAGUUUCCGGAAAGCACUGUGUUGCGAACUUCGAGGAGCGGUGGACUAACAUGCCAUUGCUGGAUUCUCCAGCUGCUAGUCCCAAAAAGGAUGACAAUACCUUCAAGAAGUUCUCCUUUAUUGGUACUCCCAGUCUGUGCCUUGUGGGAGAUGCUUGAAUUCUACAAAAGGUUCAGUUAGAGAAUCCAACUCUUGUAAUUCAUAUGAUGGCUGAGAAAAUUGUAACAGUUCCAUACGUCCUCUUUGUGUAUGCUUUUUGGUAAUUAUACAAGCAAGUAGUACAUUGUUAUGUUUAA